AUGAUCAAGGAGUUUAAUAGAGAGGAGAUUACAGUGUGGGGCGGUUUCUCUGACAUUGUGAACAAAAAGUGCCGCAGUGAGAAUCCCCGAAUUCCCACAUUUUUUCCUAUCAAAGAGGUGAUUCGGAUACUGUUCAAGUACUACCUCGGCUUGCUUCCUUUCCUACCCAUUAAAGAUGACUUUUUUGAGAUUCCUCUGAUCCGACACUUCUUCCGGAUGCCUAACGUCGUUGAAUACCUGACUUCCUGGAUUUCCACCAUCCCCCAGUUCCUGCGCUUCGGUGUUCCGGAUGACGUGAUUUUGCGGCGGAUCGUCCGUCUGACCGACUGGCUUUUGCGGUCACCGAAAUUGUAUGCGCACCUGAAGGCACGGGGGAUACCUGUGAGUUUUAGGCCCAAUGAACUGUUUCCUUUCCCACCAAAUUCCCAAUCAUCGAAUCAACAAACUAGUUAUUAUUGUUCUUCUUUCACUACGAGGCCUACCGCACAGUUCUUGUGCGGUGCGUGA
This is a messenger RNA of Dibothriocephalus latus, 507 nucleotides long. The record is from the annotation of a GenBank genome assembly. Lineage: Eukaryota; Metazoa; Platyhelminthes; Cestoda; Diphyllobothriidea; Diphyllobothriidae.